CAUUAAGUAGGGAAUAUGGACCAGCACAAUUUUACCGCUGAGAAAGUGUUGUGGCGGUGGAAUGUAGGUCUGCCACCUGCUGGAGUACAGUAUCCGCACCGCCAGGCGCCGGCACAACCAGUAACCACGCGCACACUCCACAGGGUGUGCGCUGGGAAGAUGAGUGUAAGAGAGGCGGCGGGGUGUGUUGUCCGCGGGGGUGUGCUUCACUGCCUCCUCACCCUGAUGGCAGGCUUCGUGUUGGGGCUCACCUUGGCUCUCCUCCACUUCACCUCCCUCUCCCUCUCCACCACCUACCACCUUCCACCCUCACGCCUCCCUUUAGGAGAGUGGUGGGGCGGCCUCCAGGAAGACAACGUUCUCCUUUCUCCUCCUCAUCCCUCCCUUCUUCCGGACGCUGCUCCUCGUGGGUCAUCCUCCAGUCCACCCUCGGCACCGCUCCACACCACCAAACAAAACAUGUCUAGCCACACGGGUGACCUGCCGCCCACACGCUCUGGCCCCGGAAAGAAAUGUUAUGGAAGCGUGGCUGAGCAGCUGAUGGAGAGAGUGCGAGUGUUGUGUCUGGUGGUGACCUACCCGCUCCACCAUACUACACACGCCAUCCACAUAUACCACACAUGGGGCCGUCGCUGCACCAAGAUCCUCUUUGUCACUAAUGCAGAAGAGGAGGAUGAUGAGCCGGGUGAUGAGGAAUUACCCUUGUUAACUGUGCCUCAUGCCUCCAGGGGGCGUGAUGGGCUAUGGAACAAAACCAGGGAUUCAUUCCGUCACGCUUACCUUCACUAUCUGGAUGACUUUGAGUGGUUUGUGAAGGCUGAUGACGACACUUAUCUCAUCCUGGAGAACCUUCGCUAUUGGCUGCACGACAAGGACCCCGAAACACCGCUCUACUAUGGCUGUCACUUUGAAAACAUUGUUCCCAAGGGUUACAUGAGCGGGGGUGCCGGCUACGUCCUCAGCCGGGGUGCUCUUCAAGCCUUUGUACAAGCUGGCCUGAGGAAUAACACGCUGGCCCACUCCCAGGGUGCUGAGGACGUCCAGAUGGGGCGCUUUAUGGCAGCUGCUGGGGUUCAUCCUGGGGACUCAAGGGAUGGGAAUGGUAGGCCCAGGUUCUUCCCCUUUGUUCCCUCCGAUGUAUUAGUGCCUAAGGCUAAAUCGUUUGACUUCUGGUAUUGGCAGAAUCUUGCACACGAUCAUGAGCAGGGUUUUGAGUGCUGUAGUGAGACCACCAUAUCGUUCCACUACGUCUCCAAGACUCUGCUUUAUACCCUCGAGUUCUUUAUAUAUCGUUUAAAGGCCUUUGGACUCGGGAUGGCUACUGGUGACUGCUGAAGGAGAGACUACUGAAUCUAUGGAAUCUCAGGGACUUGAACCUACACAAGGCUCAGAUGGGUAAAAAAAUGUAAUUAUAUAUUAUUAAAUGUAUCACCUAACUUAAA
Homarus americanus (American lobster) is the source of this 1442-nucleotide messenger RNA. RefSeq names its product glycoprotein-N-acetylgalactosamine 3-beta-galactosyltransferase 1-like. Gene Ontology annotation, molecular function: N-acetylgalactosaminide beta-1,3-galactosyltransferase activity. The transcript has 8 exons. Bases 16 to 1335 code for a protein of 439 amino acids. Lineage: Eukaryota; Metazoa; Arthropoda; Malacostraca; Decapoda; Nephropidae. The record is from RefSeq and is a predicted model, not a curated record. Gene Ontology annotation, cellular component: membrane.